AUGGCUGCCAUUUCCGUGUUCGUCCCCCGCAUCAAGCUGGGCUCGCAGGGACUAGAGGUUUCCGCGCAGGGCCUCGGCUGCAUGGGCAUGUCCGCUGUCUACGGUCCGCCCAAGCCCGAGCUUGACUUGAUCAAGCUCAUGCACCACGCCGUCGCCGCCGGGGUCACCCUCCUCGACACCGCCGACAUGUACGGCCCUCACACCAACGAGAUCCUGCUGGGCAAGGUCGGUUUUAGAUACUUGUUUUUCAAGUUUGCACUGAAGAUGUCCGAUGUAAUAAUGCUUCUGAAUUCUGAGAAGGCGCUUCAAGGCGGGGUAAGAGAGAAGGUCGAGCUGGCCACCAAGUUUGCCGUCUCCUUCGCCGACGGCAAGAUGGAGGUCCGCGGUGAACCAGCAUACGUGCGUGCAGCGUGCGAGGGCAGCCUCAAGCGGCUCGGCAUUGACUGCAUCGACCUCUACUAA
Messenger RNA from Miscanthus lutarioriparius, 462 nucleotides. The record is from the annotation of a GenBank genome assembly. Lineage: Eukaryota; Viridiplantae; Streptophyta; Magnoliopsida; Poales; Poaceae.